UUUACAUUAUUGACAUAUAUCUGUUUUAUAUUUAAAAACAGUUGUUACCAAUGGACACAAGACUCCACGAAGCUGUACGUUACGGCUGUGCUGAUGACGUUAGGAAAGCUCUUGCUCAGAGAUACGACCCAAAUUUGAUUGGACUUUAUUUAUGGAAUCCUGUGCACGAAGCCUCCCAUAACGGGGAGGCGGAAAUCUUGACUUUACUUUUAAGAAAUAAGGGAGACCCGAAUCAGGUGGACAAGCUGAAAGGCAACACGGCCGUGCACUACGCGUGUCAGGAGGGCCACCCCGAGUGUCUUCGACUGCUGCUGGACGCAGGUGGACGGCCGGACAUCGACAACAACGACCGUCUCAACGCUGUCGAUCUUGCCACGCCCGAGUGUGUCAACAUCAUUCACCAGCAUGUGAUGGAGAGAUCAAAGCAGACGGAGAGGAAGUCGUCUGCUGCUGGUGUUGUAGCAGAUGUGAAUGAUGAUCUCAAUAACAACAAGGAGAACAAACAACACAGAAAGAUGUCGGAGUCGUCCAAUCACGUGUGUGUCAAGUCCACCGAAUUUCCAGCCAUGGGCCACCUGCACCUGUCGUUUGAGUACCACGUGCACAAAGGUUCUUUGAAGAUCCGGGUGUGGCAAGUCGGCGACCUUCUUCUACCUCCUCCUCAGACCUCUAUGAUACAUACAAUAUUUGUCCGAAGUUACUUCAUUCCUGACAUACCAAAGAAGACCAACCGGAAAACCGAAGAGGUACGAGUCUCACCCAACGAGGCUCACUUCAUAAACCUGAAACCAGACGAACCGGGCAUUCAGCACAUCUUCACCCCUUCCAACUUCCUCUUCACCGUGCCGUUACAGUACACGGGAGUCACCAAAGAAAUCAUCAACGAGAGAAGUGUGCAGAUUGAAGUGUGCAUGACUCAGAAAUACUCCAGACGGAUUUUCCUCAUUGGUAUGCUGAAGAUACCGCUGAAAAAGGGAGUGAAAAUGUUGAUACGAGAGAAAUAUCCGUUGAUUCCGUGUAUGAAUUACACUAUCCCAAAUAACAUGAAGGUCUACAGCUCCUGUGAUAUAGCGUUAGAGAGGUCCAAUGGUGUCUUUUACAGCUCUCCCGUUUUGAGCGAUAACAACGAAUUGACUCUGCCGGAAACUACUCGAUCAGCAAGUGAUAUUCAACUUCAGGGUGUACAGGUACAAGACAAUGGAUAUGAUCCCUCGGUGUUGAUAAACAUGCCUGAGGAUCGGAACGGAAAUGAUUGUCAGGAUAAUGGUAUUGAACUUCAAGGGGUCAAGGUCAGGAAGAAGAUCAAGCCAGACUUCAGCACUAUCGAUAUUCCCAUCUGUGAUUCUGUACAGCUGUUGCCGGGGCAACUGGAAGAAGUUAAAGUCGACGAUUCUGAUUCUGGCGAUAAAAAGCAGUGCGUUGUGAACUUGACAGAUUCGACAGACAGAAACAAGUUUUCAGAUUCUCACGUGAGACGGAAAAUAUCACCUAAGAUUCGGACUUCCAGCAGUGACGCCGAAGUUAUAGAGUUAACGGAAAAGGUUCCGAAUUCGCCUCAUUGUUCGCACAGAUUGGAUCAUUCCAUGGAACUGCCGAGGGGAAAUGGGAGUCUUUCUGAUGCCAUGCAUUCAUCCCCCAUCGCCUCCCGUCCAGAAACUCCAGUUUGGGAUUAUUAUGACUUCGACGCAGAAGAAGAAGUGAAACUGGAGAAACCAGCAGACGGGCCAAUGCCGCCAUGUUUACCCAUGACGGUUGGAUUAAUACUACCGUCUAAAGAACAAACUGUUAGUAGUAAAAAAGAAAAGCGGAUCACAGAUUACAUUCCUGAAAUUCAUAUAGGAGAUUUUGAUGUAGAGAAUCAAAAUGUGGAAUAAUUACAUGUGUAUGUAUGACAACUGGAAUUACUAUUUUCUAAAGAACUAACUGUUGGUAAGCAAGAGCAGCAGAUGACAGAUUUCAUUCCUGAAAUUCACAUAGGAGAUUUUGAUGUUGAAAAUCAGGAUAUGGAAUGAUCUCUCUGGCUAUUUGUUUUGUUACAGUGCAUGUGUACAAUUGGAUUAGUACUAUCUUCUAAAAAAAACUAUCUAUUAGUAAGCAGAAGUGGAAGAUAUUCCUGAAAUUCAUAUAGCAGAUUUUGAUGUUGAGAAUCAGAAUAUGGAAUAAUCUCUCUGGCUCCUUGUUUUGCUAAAGUUUACAUGAAGAUUAGUACUAUCUUCUAAAGAACAACCUGUUAUUAAGCAGGAGCAGCAGAUAACAGAUUAUAUUCCUGAAAUGCAUUCAAUUUGGGAAAUUUUUAUGUUGAAAAUGAAAAUGUGGAAUAGUAUGUCUGGCUAUUUUGUUAACAGUACAUGUUUACAAUUGGAUUAGUACUAUCUUCUAAAGAACAACCUAUUAUAAAGCAGGAACAGCAAAUAACAGAUUAUAUUCCUGAAAUUCAUAUAGCAGAUUUGGAUGUUAAGAAUCAGAAGGUGGAAUAAUUUCUUCAUUUUGUUAUGUUUAUCUAUGACAAUCUGGUUAUAGAUCUGCCUUCUAAAAAACAAUUUGUUAGUAAACAGGAGCAGAAGUUUAUAUUCCUGAAAUUAAUUGAGGAGAUUUUGAUGUCAAGAAUCAAAAUGUAGCACAAUAUAUCAAGCUUUUCAUCUUGUUACAGUACACAAUUAACCAAUGAUGAUUGGAUUAGUACUACCUUCUAAUUAAGAACAACCUGUUAUUUCGAAUAAGCAGAAGCUAGCCAAUUAUGUUUGUGAAAUUCAUAUAGAUUUUGAGGUUGAGAAUGGAAAUGUUGAAUAAUACCUCAUCCUCUUUAUUUUGGAACAGUACAGUCUUACCCAGGGCAGUUGGAUUAGUACUAUUUUCCAAAAAUAUAACCUGUAUUGUUGAAAUUCCUGAUGAGAAUCAAUGUGUGGAAUGGGCUGCUUCGUUUCUUAUAAUGCUUGUAAUAAGUAUAAUACAGGAGGAGCAUAUGUGUUAUGUGAUAUUUAUGUUACUUAGGAAUCGUUUUAUUCCUCUAGUACAAAGAGGGCAAAGAUCUUAACUAUAUUUAAGCCUUAUAACAUUUGUAAUAAGUUAAAAAAAAACGGAUUAUAAUGUACAGAUUGUCAUAAUGUGAAUACAUGUAUAUGUACAUAUUUUACAAUAUGGAGAUUUUUUUUUCCCCCAUUAAUUGCAAGAGCAUUCAAUGAUCUGGGGCCUGAUUCACGAAGCUUUCUUAGGCUCUGCUAGACAACAAAGCAUCCUCUUUGCAAGUCUUUUAGCAUUGCACUGCAAGAUCGCAAAGUUGCGAGAGUUUAGUGAAUUAGGCUCCAGAUCCAUCAAGAUUAGGAAUUUUACCAAUAACAAGGACAUAUUUAUAAAUAGAGGCAUGACAUUUUAGCAUUGAAUGAAUGCUUUAAAUAUGGCAGAGGUGACAAAAUCAUCACAAUAUUUGGUUUCAGCAGUGGGAUUGGUGUUACAUUUUGUUAAAGGGACAAUCCUGAGUUGGCUGCAUUGUAAGAUGUUUCCGACUAAUGAAAUAUUUCUACGAUUAAACUUACAUAUUAAAU
This is a messenger RNA of Gigantopelta aegis, 3542 nucleotides long. RefSeq lists its product as uncharacterized. Gene Ontology annotation, molecular function: protein binding. NCBI's taxonomy places the organism in Eukaryota, Metazoa, Mollusca, Gastropoda, Neomphalida, Peltospiridae. The transcript is spliced from 5 exons. The record is from RefSeq and is a predicted model, not a curated record. Bases 51 to 1874 code for a protein of 607 amino acids.